GCGGCGGCGGGGCUGGACCGGACCGAGCCCAGCUGAGCCGAGCCUAGCUGGGCUGAGAGGGGCCGAGCCGAGCCAAGCCAAGCGGAGCUGAGCUGAGCUGAGCCGAUCCGAUCCAAUUCAAGCUGAGCUGAGCCGAUCCGAUCCAAGCUGAACUGAGCUGAGCCGAUUCGAUCCAAGCGGAGCUGAGCCGAGCCGAGCUGAGCCGAGCCGCCCCGGACCCUCCCGCCGCCCGCCCGGCUGUUGACAAGCGGCGGCGGGAGUCAGCGCGCUCGUCCCCAUGUGGCGGACGCUGGCCCUCGCCUCCGCCUUCUUCCCGGGGCUCUUCGUCCUCUGCAUCCGGUUGCUGCGCUGGGCCGCCCCAGGAUGGAGCCUCAAGGACCGCAUCCUGCUCAGCGGCAGGCUGGUGUCAACGGUCCAAGCCACGAUGGCCACGGUGUCGGGGAUCACGGUUAUCCUCAGCUGCAAGAACGUGGUGUACGACAGGCACUGGCUGGCCGUGGAGUACAUCUGGGUCCUUGUUCCCUACAUGACUUAUGACAUCUAUGUCAUGUACCUCUGCCACUGGCACAAGAGCCUGGAAAAGGGAAUCGCAGAGAAGAAGCACUCGCUGGCCAGCGUGUGGAGCUUCCUCCUGCAGGAGCGGCUGAUGGUGACCCACCACCUCUUCAUCCUCAUCGUGCUCACCCCCAUCACCCAGCACUUCAGGGGAGAGCUGGGGGACUUCUUCGUGGGCUGCAUCUUCACAGCAGAGCUGAGCACGCCUUUUGUAUCCCUGGGCAAAAUCCUCAUGCAGCUCAAAAUGCAGGACACGCUCCUGCACAAGGUGAACGGGAUCCUCAUCCUGGUGACCUUCUUCCUCUGCCGCAUCCUCCUCUUCCCCUUCAUGUACGCGGCCUACGGGCGGCAGGUGGGGAUGCCCGUGUACAUGGUGCCUUUCCGCAUCCCGCUGCACUGCAACAUCGCCAACGCCUCCCUCAUCGCCCCCCAGAUCUACUGGUUCAGGCUCAUCUGCCGCAAAGCCGCCCGUCUCUACGGCCGCCCGCCCGCCGACCGGAGCAGAUAACGGCCAGCCCUGCCAGCCCAGCCGGGGGCUGCAACGGGGUCGGCCCCCCCGGGGGCUGAACAGGGUCAGCCCCCCCGGCUCUCCCGCCGUCACUGCAGGGACCAGAGCGGGAGCAGGGAUAGUGCCGGGCUGUCCCAGCUGGAAGCAGCCUCACGUCUCCACCGCCGUGCCAGGCAGCGCCAGCCUGGGCUAGGAAGGCUUUCCUCCCACACCGCUCCAGCGCCUUGUGUCCACCCGCCCGUGGGAGCCCGGGGUGGGAGCUGGAUCGUAAGCACAACAUUCCAUUCUGGGGUUCAACGCCGUGGCACGGAACUGACGGUUACACGAGAGGGGUUUGUUACAACCCCCCCCCCGCUGCAUGUUCCAGGGCUGACACCAGACACCGGCAUGGUGGUGUGGAGGAGCCUGCAGACAGAGGAGGGGAUCCUGCAGCAUCCAGCCCUUACAGCAGAACGGACGGGGAUGGGGAGCUGUGUGCCCAACCUGCCGCAGCCCCAGCUCACUCUUCCAGCUCCAGCUCAGCCUCCAGCCGAGAGCAGAGCCAGGCCUGGAGCUGCAGCACAGUUCUGCAGAGCUGCUCCUGACCUUUACCGACUUCACCUCUACACUACAGCCCUGUUCAGCCUCUGACCUUCCACGUGCACCUCCUGCUGCUGCUGCUGGGCUCAGGCUCACUUAAAUCUCCACUUAACCCGAA
Chiroxiphia lanceolata (lance-tailed manakin) is the source of this 1760-nucleotide messenger RNA. It is a transcript of the gene TLCD3A, whose product is annotated as TLC domain containing 3A. The transcript has 5 exons. The record is from RefSeq and is a predicted model, not a curated record. Lineage: Eukaryota; Metazoa; Chordata; Aves; Passeriformes; Pipridae. Gene Ontology annotation, cellular component: membrane; endoplasmic reticulum. Bases 278 to 1063 code for a protein of 261 amino acids. Gene Ontology annotation, biological process: lipid homeostasis.